AAAAAAAAAAAUGCAACCAAGACAGUUUUGUUUCCUUGCUCUUUCUUUCUUACAUUAUUCUUUUCUUCUCUUUUUAUACUUUUGACCAUUUUUGUUUUUGGUGUCACUCAUGUCUAUAUUAUUGAAAAGAAACUCUGUAUUGACUAAAUCUUUAGUUGGUUUGACAUGUAGAUCACUUACAACAGCUAAAGCCAAUGGAUUUCAAGAAUUGGAUCCACUUCACCAAGGUCAUCGAUUUGCAAAAGUACCUCAACGUCAACUAUUAGAAAUGGAAGGACCUGACUCUACCAAGUUUUUACAAGGAUUGAUUACCAAUCAUAUGCCACUGAUCUCUGCUGGUGGUGAUGGGUUUUAUACUGCUUUUUUGACUCCUCAGGGUCGAACACUAUAUGAUGUCUUUAUUUAUCCCGUGAACGUUGGUGAAAACUUUCCUCACCAAAAAUUCAUCUUGGAUUAUCCUUCCAAUGAUAUAUCUGGGUCUUUAUUACGACACUUGAAACGUUAUGUUCUUCGAUCCAAGGUCAAAAUGAGGGAUGUCUCUGAUGAAUAUUCUUUAUAUCAUAUAUGGGGUCACUCUCACAAGGCGACUUUGGAUAUGCCUGUACCUGUUGGCGGCUUGAUCAAGAAGAAUACAAGAUGGUCAGAUAUUGGUUGUAUUGAUCCUCGUGUCCCUGGAUUUGGUUAUAGAGCUGUGAUACCAAAUAAUCAAAAUAUCGACAAUAUCUUGCCAUCUGAUGAGUACUCGGAAUUGCCUGCUGAAGAAUACACCAUUCGUCGUUUACUACAAGGUAUUCCUGAAGGUGUAGAUGAUAUAUGGCCUGAACAAUCCUUACCUUUGGAAUCAAAUCUCGAUUAUAUGAAUGGAGUGGAUUUCCGUAAGGGCUGUUAUGUUGGACAAGAAUUGACUAUUCGAACUUACCAUACUGGGGUUGUUCGCAAGCGUAUUGUUCCUGUACAAUUAUACAAACCAGGCGAUAAUAUACCUCAGACUCAAAGUGUGAAUCGUCAAGUAACCUUACCCACCGAUUAUCGACCUCAAUUAGAUAUUAAUUUGACUAAUGGAACAAGUAAACGUGGUGUUGGAAAAACUUGCUCAGGUAUACACAACAUUGGAUUGGCAUUGAUGCGUUUGGAACAUAUUGAAAAAUGUGCUCAUAAUGACUCAAUUGGAUUCAAGAUCAAAGAUUCUGAAAUUCUUCUUCGCCCUUUCCUUCCCUCUUGGUGGACUUCAACAACAGAAGAAUAAAUGCCAACCUAUUCAAUCCUUUUUUUUUUUCCUUUCUUUCCUGUAAAUCAUUCCUUUCAUGUUAUUUAGUCCUUUUUAUAUCCUUUUAUAAUAAAUCAUGUUUUAUAUUAUCACA
Molecule: messenger RNA, 1361 nt
Organism: Halteromyces radiatus
Lineage: Eukaryota; Fungi; Mucoromycota; Mucoromycetes; Mucorales; Cunninghamellaceae
Exons: 6
Coding region: 110-1246 (378 amino acids)
Cellular component (GO): mitochondrial matrix
Molecular function (GO): protein binding
Source: RefSeq, a predicted model, not a curated record